Molecule: messenger RNA, 2226 nt
Organism: Carassius auratus (goldfish)
Lineage: Eukaryota; Metazoa; Chordata; Actinopteri; Cypriniformes; Cyprinidae
Gene: ubtd1a
Product: ubiquitin domain containing 1a
Exons: 3
Coding region: 572-1264 (230 amino acids)
Molecular function (GO): protein binding
Source: RefSeq, a predicted model, not a curated record
GUUUUCUUGUAUCAGUAACUGGAGUAACGUUUGGGAAAAUAUACAUGAAUAUGCCAUAUCCCCUGCUGUAUUUCUGCUGUUUCUCCAUGCAGCGCUUGUUCAGGAUAAUGUGCAAGAGCGCCCUCUAGUCGCAGAUUUCACCACUUCACCGGUUUCAUUGUUUAGGGCUCAACACUGAUUAAUUCUUCUUUAGGGGUUUGAGUGUGGACAACAUACGGAAUUAUGUGUGUGUUAAACUCCGAGGAUAAUUUAAUAUCAAGUUUAUAUUUGUACUACCUGUCUAUUGACUGCAUUCGUGUGAUGACUUUGUCUUCCUGGAAGGUUACUGAUCAGCUUAAGUCUUAGACGAAUGUCGACUCAGCGGAAUAGAACGGGCAUGUGUCUGCGCUCGGACAGCAAAAUAUCUGAUUACCUAAAAUAAUAUUCAACUAGACAAAAUCUUUCUUAUGCAAAAACUAAAUAUAAUUUAUUAACGUCAUUGACUAGGACUUCUUGCAUUUUGGAUCCUGUAGAAAUGCAUUUACUCGGGCAUCCAGGCGUCUGAAGCUUGGUCCUGAUGUGAGUUUGAGUGAUGGGAAGUUGUUUUGGAGUGAUACGUCAAAGGUCUCACCUGUCCUCCAGGAAUGCAUCCAGAUACAGCACCAAAGGAGGAGGACGCAAUGAGCCCCUGAAGAAAGAUAAGCCCAAGUGGAAGAGUGAAUAUCCUAUGACAGAGGGCCAGCUGCGCAGUAAAAGAGAUGAAUUCUGGGACACGGCCCCAGCAUUUGAUGGCCGUAAAGAGAUCUGGGAUGCACUGAAAGCUGCAGCUGUCGCGAUUGACUGUAAUGACCAUGAACUGGCGCAGGCUAUUGUAGAUGGAGCCAGCAUCACACUGCCUCAUGGGUCUCUUAUGGAGUGCUAUGAUGAACUGGGGAAUCGCUAUCAGCUCCCUGCAUACUGCUUGGCUCCUCCAGUCAACCUGCUGUCUGAGUGCAACGAUCAUAAUGUGUCUGAAAACUCUGAGCUACAGGAGAAGGAGGAGAAGGAGUUCCAGCUGAAGGUGCGUCUCUCCACCGGAAAAGACCUUCGCCUCAGCGCCACGAUGGCCGAUUCCAUCCGUCAGCUGAAAAAACAGCUUCAAAUUCAGGAAGACAUUGAUACCGCACACCAGCGCUGGUUUUUCUCUGGAAAGCUACUCACGGAUAAAACACGUUUACAAGACACCAAAAUCCAGAAGGACUUUAUAAUACAGGUCAAUGUUAGUCAGCCCAUUGUUCCCAACUAAACACACAAAUCUUUGAACUGGGACUCAAUGAACUCAAACCUAUGUUUCUAUUAUAUCAUCUCACUGAUCCGGUGUGAGUUUCAACACUUGUGCUUUUCUAAAUAUUAAACACAAACAUUUUCUUCCAGAAAGGUAUAUUUUCUUGAACCUAUGAGGAGCUGAAAAGGUCAUAUAUACAUGCAUGUGUAAAAUAUUAAUAUAGUUACACAGCAAUUGGAGAGUAUAUUCACAAGAUUUUGCAAAAUAAGUUUCCGUUUACUGUAUGCUUAACAAUCAAUAAUUGUAGCAUACUAAUUGUAUAAUAUUUAAUUAGAUACCUUGCCUUGGUUUUAAUAUCCCUACAUAUGUUGUGUGGAUAUUCAUUUCCAUAUUCCAUGCGGUAUCAUUUGCCUUGACCCUUGAUUCAGUGUCCAUUACUGAGCAGAACUUUUUUCAAUUUACAGAGCGUAUGGAUUUUUAAAUCUUAUAGGGGACUAAUCAUAGACUGGAGACUUUUACGUAUCUGUGUUAUCUGUAAAACAACAACAUAAACAAAACAACCUGUGUUCAUGUGCUUAAGUUGUUUGUAUACAUUUGUUUGUUGACAUGCUUUUAUAAUGUAUUGCAGGACAGACAGGUUAAUAAUAAAAAAUAAAUAAUAAUAAUAAUUUUAAAAAAAAUCAUAAAUUGUUAACAACAUUUGCGGCAUAAUCCAAUCACCACAAGAGAGGAUUUAUUUACGGAUUUUUUUUUUCUUUUUUAAUAUUAUGUGAUUAAAUGAAAUAGCAACUGUAAAACAUGUCAAAAUGUGUGUCAGUGUAAAUACCAGAGAAUGGUUUAUUUUUAACACCAUGUUUUAAUAAACAACGUACAAAGAUAUAUGUCUGACUGACAAACUCUCAGCUUACCACAUGUCCUGUCAUGUGAGUGGAAACCUUUUAGUUAUUCUUUGCUCUUUUGAUAUUAAUAAUAUACAAUAUGAA